CGCCAUUUGUGUCUGGACCCACCUUAAGGAAUCUUGAAAUAUUUUCGUAUAAGAAUCUCAGCUUCAUCGAUCGGAGGAAGAAAGAACAGAACAGAGAAAGAAAGAGAGAGAGACAGAGAGAUAGCAAUGGAGAUGAAGAGAGACCUUAGAGUGGAGGAAGAGAACAUGUGUACGUCUUUGUUGACUGCAUUCGUUGUUCUCUCGAUGGCUUGUCUAAAACAUUUCUACUCUGUAUCUUAUUUGAUCGAGCAAUGGCGUUCUUUAGUAUUUCUUCUACUCAACGUUGUUCUCUUAGCCGUUUACUUCACAUCGACUCGUCCUGUUUCCGGCAAGACUCAUCACAAUUUCAAGACUCGUCGAGGAGGUGCGUUGAGGAUGAUGCGAGAGAGGAAGAGUAAGAAGGCCAAGAAGACAAGGGUAGUGGAGGAACCAGCUUGUUCCGUUGUCGUGGAGCCUAAGGAAGUGAUCAAGAACUGUAUCGUGGAGGAGACGAGAAGUGUAUGUCCCGAGUUCGAGGACACUGUGAAAGAUUGCUUGCUUCACAAGGAUUCAGUAGACUCUCAUGACAAAGAAGAUGAAUCUGAGCCAGGGAGGUUAUCCAACGAGGAGCUGAACGAGAGAGUAGAGGCCUUCAUCACAACGUUCAGGCAACAUUUGGUACUUGAUGCAAGAAGAGGUAGAGACAGAAAAACUAACCAGAAGAUGCGAACAAAAGACUCUGACAUUAGCAUUUUAGGUCGGGAGGUCACUUGUUCUGUUUAAGAGUUCCUCUAAAAUCUUUUUUUGGUAACUGAUUUAAUGUCAUAAGAACCCAAAUACUAUAUUGAACAAUGUAGCUUCAGUAUCUUGAUAGGCUUUCACUAAAGUUGUUAAG
Brassica oleracea var. oleracea is the source of this 874-nucleotide messenger RNA. RefSeq lists its product as uncharacterized. Bases 127 to 762 code for a protein of 211 amino acids. The transcript has a single exon. NCBI's taxonomy places the organism in Eukaryota, Viridiplantae, Streptophyta, Magnoliopsida, Brassicales, Brassicaceae. The record is from RefSeq and is a predicted model, not a curated record.